Saxophila tyrrhenica is the source of this 1680-nucleotide messenger RNA. RefSeq lists its product as uncharacterized. The transcript has 2 exons. The record is from RefSeq and is a predicted model, not a curated record. Gene Ontology annotation, molecular function: flavin adenine dinucleotide binding; electron-transferring-flavoprotein dehydrogenase activity. Gene Ontology annotation, cellular component: cytoplasm. Lineage: Eukaryota; Fungi; Ascomycota; Dothideomycetes; Mycosphaerellales; Extremaceae. Bases 1 to 1680 code for a protein of 559 amino acids.
AUGCCAAUUCAAUCUGGACUACUUCACGAAGACCGAAGACCAAACGCGGUGCCUGGUCCCAAGCUGAUGUUAUACGCAGAACAAGCAUCUCCCAUCACCAUCAAAUUACUAGAACCAUUACAGCCAGUGGCGCGGAAGCCGGAGGGAUCGCGGGCAUCGGAAGGUGCAGCAUCCGCUGUUUCCGCCUUCCAUAUCGGCUUUGUCAGUGCGACGACACAAAGCGCAUACCAGCGUCUGUUCCUCCGCGCCAUAAUCACAAGUAUUGCGGGAAGAGGUGUCUUCAGCGACAGCUACGUACAACAGCCUCUUCGAUACCCUCCAGCUUGUCUUUCUUCACUACACAACGGUCCAUUGCAUUCCAGUCGAACCCCUCCGACUCCUUCUCCUCGAUUCCUCCUUAAGCGACAACCCUCCAACACAACAAUGCCAGAAACAAGAAACAUCGUCUUCCUCGGAGCGUCAUACGCCGGUCUCAGCUCGGCGCACUACUUCCUCCGCCACAUCUACCCUCGCCUGCCCACCGAUGGCAACAUCAAGUACCGCGUCCUCGUCGUAGAUCCAUCUUCGAAAUGGUACGCUCGCCACGGCUCUCCUCGCGCAAUCGUCCGGCCGGACCUCAUCCCCCUGGACAAAAUCAUGCUCGACAUCGAGCCGGGAUUCAAGCAGUACGGCGACAAAGUCCACUUCAUCCAGGCCAAGGCCACGAGCUGGGAUGAGAAAGCCAGGACAGUCGUUGUUCAGAAGGCGGAUGGCAAGACCGAGUCGAUCGCGUACUGGGCGUUGAUCCUGGCCACCGGAACCAAGACGUUCUCGCCGCUGUUCUCGCUUCAGGGCAACAGCCAUGUUGAGAUCGAGAGGUCGUUGAAGAGCAUUCACAGCAAGAUCUCGUCGGCGAAGGACAUCACCAUUAUCGGAGGCGGCCCCGCUGGUGUUGAGACCGCUGGCGAACUGGGAGAAUACCUGAAUGGUGCUGCGGGCUGGUUCGCAUCGUCGCCUUCGCACCCGAAGGCGAAGAUCACGCUCAUCACAUCCGCCAGCAAGCUGCUGCCCGCGCUGCGCCAGUCCAUCUCCGACCAAGCCCAGGUGUUGCUCAAGCGUGUCGGGGUGGAAGUCCGCUUCAACACCAAGCUCUACUCCUCCGGAGACACUGCCGAUGGUCGGACGAAAGUCAUGCUCCAUGACGGCGAAGAGCUGGUAUCCGACAUCGUUAUUCAAGCCAUGGGCAACCAGCCACUCUCAGGGUAUGUGCCCGAGCACCUCAAGGACACCAAAGGCUACGUCGUCCAGAACAACCAGACCCUCCGUGUCGAUGCCGCGGGCGCGCGCGUCUAUGCCGUCGGCGACGUCGGAACGUCCAGCAGCGAUGGCAUCAUGGACAUCAUGGGACAAGUCCCGGUCAUGGAGACGAACCUUAAGCGCGACCUUCUCGCCGCUCAUGCCAAUGCCUAUGCGAAGCCCAAGGGCAAGGACAGGUUGUUCGAGAAGAACACGAAGGAGACGCAGUUGGUGCCGAUUGGAAGGUCGAAGGGUGUUGGCGCUAUCCUCGGCUGGCGUCUUCCGAGCUUCUUCAUUUGGAUGAUUAAGGGGAGAGAUUACAUGAUGGGUAACGCGGGUGAUAAAAUCUCGGGGAUGGAGGUGAAGAAGGAGAGUGUGUGGAAGCAGGAGGAGUUGUUUCAGUAA